AUGAAAAUCUCACCUGUCGCGGCGCUUCGCUUCGCUACAAGUGCGCAGGCGGCGGUGAGUGGCGCGCGGCUAGUGGCAGAGGGAACAGGUGUGGCGCGUAGUCUGGGGCCAACACGUAGCGAGGCGAACAGCACACACCAUACGAUCGCUUCCGAGCCUGGUCCAGCAGCGAGCACAGCGACCGCUCGUACAACUGCCACUGAUGUACCACCCAAUGCGCUG
This is a messenger RNA of Brenthis ino (lesser marbled fritillary), 222 nucleotides long. The record is from the annotation of a GenBank genome assembly. Lineage: Eukaryota; Metazoa; Arthropoda; Insecta; Lepidoptera; Nymphalidae.